Phaethon lepturus (White-tailed tropicbird) is the source of this 807-nucleotide messenger RNA. It is a transcript of the gene CTNNA3, whose product is annotated as catenin (cadherin-associated protein), alpha 3. Gene Ontology annotation, biological process: cell-cell adhesion; cell migration. The record is from RefSeq and is a predicted model, not a curated record. Bases 1 to 807 code for a protein of 268 amino acids. The transcript is spliced from 6 exons. NCBI's taxonomy places the organism in Eukaryota, Metazoa, Chordata, Aves, Phaethontiformes, Phaethontidae. Gene Ontology annotation, cellular component: adherens junction; fascia adherens. Gene Ontology annotation, molecular function: actin filament binding; beta-catenin binding.
AUGCCAGGUGAUGGUAACCAGGCUCAACCAAGAGCCCAGACCAUCAGAAAAGUUUGUGGUGAUGAGGCAGGUCAGAGGACAAGCUGGGAAGUCAGUCCAUGGAUCAGGGUGAGGGUCAGGCCUGGUGAGGGUAACCAGGUGGAAGAUGAUCCAUCCAUACUUGUAACAAAAAGUAUGGUCGCAGAUUUGAAAUCUAGCAACCAGCGAGAUGAAAUUGCUGCAGCACGUGCAUCCCUGAAGGAAAAUUCCUCUCUCCUACAUUCAAUAUGUUCAGCUUGCUUGGAACAUUCAGAUGUUGCAUCCCUUACAGCCAGCAAGGAUUCAAUUUGCAAUGAAAUACAGAAUGCUCUCAAUGUAAUUUCUAAUGCUUCCCAAGGAGUUGGAAAUAAAAUGGGACAACCUACAUCUUGCACAGCUACUCUUGGAAGUGCACUUGAUGAGCUUGAGAAUUUAAUUAUCCUGGAUCCUCUUGUAGUAAAUGAAGAGAAAAUAAGGCCAUCACUAGAGAAACGCCUGGAAGCUAUUAUCAGUGGAGCGGCUUUGCUAGCUGAUUCUUCUUGCACGCGCGAUUUUCAUCGAGAACGCAUUAUUGCUGAAUGCAAUGCUAUCCGCCAAGCUCUCCAAGACUUGCUUUCUGAAUACAUAAACAAUGUAGAAGAUUGGGCUUGUGAAAAUUGGCAUAAUUGGGAAUCUGUGGAAGAGCAGUUAAAUGAGGCCAGAGGUCAUAUUAAAGCUGCAAAAGACAACCAACAAAUUCCAUCUUUAAUGGGGACCCAAGGAGACAUCAUUUUGGAUAAUGAAGUGUAG